Molecule: messenger RNA, 2420 nt
Organism: Vespula pensylvanica (western yellowjacket)
Lineage: Eukaryota; Metazoa; Arthropoda; Insecta; Hymenoptera; Vespidae
Product: leucine-rich repeat-containing protein 15-like
Exons: 2
Coding region: 214-2325 (703 amino acids)
Cellular component (GO): extracellular matrix
Molecular function (GO): protein binding
Source: RefSeq, a predicted model, not a curated record
GCGGUGCGGUGCGGGUGCGGUGCGGCGUUAAAUUUGAAAACUUGGAGGGUAGUAGUAGACAGACCGUUGUCGAAUCGAACGACCAGCCGUUGCUGUCACUGCUUGCUAGUCCCUGCUGUUGCUGCUGCUGUCGUUGCCGUUGCCGUUGCCGUUGCCGUUGCCGUUGUCGUGGCCGCUGCUGUUGGGAAAUGUAAAUGCGUCCUUUUUCUUUUGAUGCCUCGAGGGAGGCGGAGAACGAUCCUUUUCGAACAGGUGGCAGAGACCAGAUGCGGUCCAACAGAACAGUUUCGGUCGGGAGGAAGCUCAUAUGGAAUGGCAUCGCAUGGAUCCUCGCCGAAGAGAAGGGGGCCGAUCGCGAUAGCGAUGCUCGCCGUUUUGACGAGUGCCGUGUCGGGCGGCUUCUGUCCGCCACGAUGUCGUUGCGACGACGAAACCCUAAGGGCAUCAUGCGCUUACGCGGAUCUCGAGUUCGUACCGAUCCAGCUCAACCCAGAGAUACGACAUUUGGAUCUUUCGAACAAUCGCGUGGCGAACCUGCACUUGACCUUCUGUUUCUACGGUAACCUGGAAAGUCUCGAUCUUAGCUCGAAUCUGAUCCGUACGCUCGGGACGGACAAUUUCGCACUUCAGACGAGCCUUUUAACCCUCAACGUUAGUUCCAAUUCCAUCAGGACAAUAGCGAAAAACGCUUUGAACGGUUUGAAGUCAUUGAGAGAGUUGAAUCUGGCUGACAACAAUAUAACGGAGAUGGACGAGCAAGCGUUCAAAUAUACCAGCGAGUUAGAAGUUCUCGACCUCAGUGGCAACUCGAUCACAAGUUUACCUAAAGAUCUGAUGAAGAAUCUACACAAGAUAAGAACGUUACUUCUCAAAAGAAAUUCUCUUUUGGAGGUACCAGCCGAUAACCUGGCUUUGGCACCGAGCCUGGAGAACGUCGAUCUUUCGGAGAAUCUUAUUCAGGAAUUAACCAGAGACUCCUUGCCGUCCUUACCGUCGUUGGUCUCGUUGAAUCUAGCGGACAAUGUGAUCAGAAGUAUCGCCGACGACGUUUUCGACCGAUUGCCAGGUUUAUUGCGUCUCGAUCUCUCGGGGAACAACUUGACCUCGGUCCCGACCGUUGCAUUGGCCAGACUUAAUGUUCUUUCGAGUUUGAUCCUCAAUCGUAAUCCCCUUGGUACAUUACGUCCCGUAGCCUUUCGCAAUCUCUUCGAACUGAGAAGUCUCGAACUCGACGAUUGCACGCUUGAGAAUAUCCACGCGAGAGCGUUUGCGGAUAACGUCAAUCUCGAAAGGAUCUCGUUAGAUGGGAAUCGCGAACUCAAGGAAUUACCUGGACGAGUAUUGUACGGUGCUCGAUAUUUAAAAUGGGUUUCCCUGCGUCGUUGCAGUCUCGCGACUCUUCAACCAACGCAGUUUCCGGUUGACGGUCUCUCCUUGCUACGAGUCGGCGGGAACCCUCUCGUUUGUAACUGUUCGGUGCAUUGGCUCUGGAACGUUAUCAGAGCGGAAGAAAGGCGUAACGAGACGCGAUUGGAGCUCGACACGAACGACAUCGUUUGUACGGACGAGGAAUUUGCUGGGAAACCACUGAUCGCCCUACCGGAAGGAUCCCUACGUUGCAGAUUGAGUCCUCUCUAUCUCAGCUUGUCCGCGGCUGGUUGCCUCGCGGCAACAGCCAGUAUCCUGGCUUUGAUAGCUCAUCUUACAAGAGCCAAAAGGAAGAAACGCUUGGCUUACGCGGCACCAAACAGGCCAGAAUUUUUAGUCUACGUUGGUAGAAGCAACGAAGAAUUAGCGAAGAACGCGGAAUCGUGUAAUAGAAGGUUGUUGGCCCGGCACGAGGACACUUCUUAUGACACGCCUAGAGCUAAAGCAGUCGUUAGGGCUCCUAGAUCCCAAGAUCACAACAUUUACGAGACACCGAGGUACGCUCGACCCGAAAGACGAUUGGAUGCGGUAGAACCACCUACUUCCAUGGCCGGUAUUCAUGGAAGACAACAACAACAGCACCAACAACAGCAACAACAUCAACAUCAACUUCAACUCCAACAUCAACAUCAACAUCAACUUCAACUUCAACAUCAAUAUCAACAACAACAUCAACUUCAACUUCAACAGCAACAACAGCAACAACCGCUAGACGAGGGUGUCUACGCUGUAGCGGAUGUUACAGGUCUUCGAGAUGAACCACCGGAAAUGUUAUCCCUUUACCGUAUGCAGAAUACACGAAUGAACGUACAGCGCGCCGAUUAUGGUUACGAUUAUGAGUACGAUUAUGAUUACGAGCCUCCACUUCCGGACAAGCCUCACGUUGUUUUCGUUUGAACGAAGAUGUGGAUGGGAAGUGAAUGUCAGACGAACAGAGAUAGAGAUACGUAGAUAGAAACAAAGAAAGAAAGAAAGAAAGAAAUAGAGAUAGA